AUCCGCUCUGCUACCAGCAUGCCCACCCAGCUGGAGAUGGCCAUGGACACGAUGAUUCGGAUCUUCCACCGCUACUCUUGCAAAGAGGGGGACAGGUUCAAGCUGAACAAAGGGGAACUGAAGAUGUUAUUACAGCGGGAGCUCACAGAAUUCCUCACGUGCCAAAAGGACCCCCAGUUGGUGGAUAAGAUAAUGCAGGACCUGGACGCCAACAAGGACAACGAAGUGGAUUUUAAUGAAUUUGUGGUCAUGGUGGCGGCUCUGACCGUUGCUUGUAACGAUUACUUUGUGGAGCAGCUGAAGAAGAAAGACAAGCAGGCUGACGCAAGACAGAAAUAGAUGCAGAGUUCUGUGCCUGCUGUGAGUCUAUAUCCUUCCCAUUCCUAGACACAGUGAUAUGACUUAUAGAUGUUAUAUGUGUAUGCUUAUUAGCAUUAAGUAAG
Messenger RNA from Peromyscus eremicus (cactus mouse), 443 nucleotides. RefSeq names its product S100 calcium binding protein Z (gene S100z). Lineage: Eukaryota; Metazoa; Chordata; Mammalia; Rodentia; Cricetidae. Gene Ontology annotation, cellular component: cytoplasm. Bases 19 to 339 code for a protein of 106 amino acids. The transcript is spliced from 2 exons. The record is from RefSeq and is a predicted model, not a curated record. Gene Ontology annotation, molecular function: calcium ion binding.